UAACACGGUAACCGGUGUCGAUAACACGAGCGACCGUUGCGCAUCCAUCUGUAUAUAUACAUUGGAUGCUAAUUUUUAAAAUCUACAUAAACAAAUAUAUGUGAAAGCUCAAAUCGGAAUUGGACAAAACUGGUGCGUUCUUAUCGAGAGUCGAAAGAAGAAUGUCAGUGUCGGUGAUGCGGUGGUGGUAAAGCGUCUCGAGUAUGUUUUGGGGGAGGAGGCGCGCUCGCGGCGCUAUAUAUCGUGAAUCGACCCCGUGGAAAGUUGAAACGGCGGGGCGGCCGGAGUGGAAAGAAUGAGAGGAACGGAGCGGACAACGAACCGCCCGUAGUGUGUCGGGGUGACGAGAAAAGGGGGGACGACUUACACACAUACGAAAAGACUUAACGUGUUAAACGUGUACAAAUAGGCCAACACAAAUAUAGAUCCGUAGGAGGAGGCGAGUAAAGAAUAUCGUGUGUGUAUGUGUUUUUUUUUGUGUUUGUUUUUGUAACGUCGAAAGGUUGAAAAAAAUCGCACGUUAAUGGGAGUAUGGUGAACGCGAGUUUCGAUGGUUCUUCGAUCGUAUAGAGGUAGUCGCCGGCGACGCGCGAACCUCUUUUACGGGGCCAACGUUGAAACACAUGUUUCGAGCCUGUGAGAGCAGUACAUUACAUUUUUACAACGAGGGUACACAUCAUACCAAUACUGCUGUAAUAACUCCCGUGUGUUUGGGCCCGUGAAAAAUCUUCACGGUCUUACGUGUGUAUCGUGAGAACACGACAUAUAUAUAUAUAUAUAUGUGUGUGUGUGUGCAUGUGUAUAUACGUAUAUAUAAAUAUAUACAUAUUUAAGAUAGAUAUGUGCGUGUGUGUAUAAAAAUUCGAACGCAAGUUUCGUAUCAUCGUUGAACGACCAGUUUUUUUAUUUUCCUAGUAAAGCAGGAAACGAAAAUAAAAUUACAGAAAAAAGGUGAAAUAGCUAGAGGGAAAGAAAGCGAGGGAGAAAGAGAGAAAGAGAGAGAGAGAGAGAGAGAGAGGGAGAUAGACGGAGAAAAAAUAAGGAAGGAGAAAAAAUCGCAAAGCGAUAUCGAUGACGUCCAUCGGGACGAUGUGCUGCCGCGUAUCGGGACUGAAAUAGAGGGGCUCGUUACCCGAAGGCGGCAGUGCGUGGGUGUCGAUCACUCUGUUUAACAAGAAGAGAGCACUCGGGAGCAUCUCUUCGUAAAUCAAACGAUCUUCCACGUAUCUCGAAAGCAACAUUCCCCCUCAACAAACUUCAUGCCAAAUAAAUAUACCACGAGGAAGACGCAUUCUACGACCGAUCUCCGAACUCUCCUUUACACUCUCCCCUCUCACCCUCCACCCUUCUGUUCGGCUCCCCGCCCCGCUCUUUAACCGUGUUAUCAAAUUGAGAUAUCGGGUCGACGGUUAUUUUGCUUUUUUUACUAUUCGUAAAAAAAGAAAAUCUCGGUGUUCUUUACACUUAUGUGCUUUUUUGAGGCACUGUUGCAAAAACUUCUUCACAGUGUGAUACCGUUUUUUUUACUCAACCGCUUUUUGAUGUCGGUGUGAAGUUUUGACCCGGAGACAACUCGUAUAGAUCCAUGGGCAGAUGGGGAAUUUCUGGCAUGGAGAUCUCCUCAGAGACUCAUCGAAGAAACUUCUAGUCACCGAUUAAAAUGCCGCUGGACUCAAUACUUUGCCCAAGAUUCCCGUCUUGAUUCCAAAGACAAGGAAGUUUCGUUGUCUUUUUGGAACUCUCAGAGUCUCUUAAUUUUUUUGCUUUAUCAUCUGUGUUCCUAUCAACAACCAUUUGUCCUGAAUUUCCUCUUGCAAAAACUCUCCGCCGGUAUUGAAAUACUCAAACAACGGUGGUAAGCGCUAAGCUCUAUGUGCGACCUGAAAUGGUAAGAGCGAAGAAUGGAACGAGUUAGGAUAUCAGUAUGCGAGAGAAGUCAGCGGAAUGUACCGCUCACGUAGAUUACGUGGGGGGCACGACAGAAAUGUGCUCGCGUGAUCCAACCACCCUUCACCAAGCCCUGUCCAAGGCUAACGGCAAAACCUCUGGUUCUCAACCAUCAACAAACCACAGGGAAACUAGAAUUGACUCAGGCAUACUUCCAAAUCCUGGCGGACGUCUUAAAUUCUUCAAGGAUGGCAAAUUCAUACUGGAACUGUCGCACAGACGCGACGGCGAUCGUACUACCUGGUUUCCGGUGCCUAAAAAAACUUUUUGGCCACCAGCUAGCACCACCCCCAACAGACAAGAAUCCUCCACAUCUCUCAGUGUUUCAGACGACAAUUCGUCGAUACAAUCGAGCCCGUGGCAAAGGGAUCACUGUUGGAAGCAAUCGAAUCCUCGUCGGUGCGCAUCGACAGAAUUCAAUUUGUACUACAGGCGUGAUCCGCGAAAUCGUUUGUCCACGGAUCCACGUUUAUUAGCUCGUCAACGCAGACGUCCUCUUGAUCCAAUGAUAUCGCACGUAGGACAGGAAUCGGUGUCAAAUUGUCCGAGGGACGGUACGUCGACGUGCCGGAAGAACAACAACAGCGUAGGUGCGGGGAAGGCAUUGAGUUUGAUAAUCGAUAAAUUGGCAAGACUGUUGGAUCCGAACGUGGUAUCACCGCGUAAGAGAAUAUUGCGGGAAUUGGAGAGGGUCACGCUCGAGGAUCAAGCAUCGAAGAGACGAGCAACGCCACAACCAACUACCAAUCCAACAAGCGCACCUGUACCAUCCCCAAAACAAUUAUCUUCUUACAGUAUAACAAGUAUUUUGGGCGAGGACAAGCCCAAUCCGGAACCUGGGUUUUUGAGAAAUUUACUCAAAUUGGAGGACGGACAAACCGUUAAAUACUCAUCGAGUCAUUCCUAUCCAAGAACCAGAGUCGACCCCUACGUCGCGUCGGCCAACACCUCCGUUCAUCAUCCACUUUACGGUGUACCAAUGCUCCCACCCGGUCCUUACAGAGCACCGUUAUGGAUGCAUUAUCCACCGCCCGUUCAUUAUCCUCCGCCCAUGCCCAUUUAUCCACCACCUCCGCCUCAUCCAUCCUCACCCCCUGUCCAUCACUACAAAGACUACAGGGAACAAGCUCUCACACCUCCAUCAGAUAUGCCUCUGAAUCUGUCGAAGCAUGCGGGUUGAAUCUCAGAAUCAGAAAAGUUGGUGCCUUAUCGAUGAACAAAUUCUAUGAACACUGCCCGUGCAACGACAAUGCGAAUAUGUUAGUAUUUUUUUAUUCGUAAAACAAUAGUGAAGUAGUAGGUAGGGAUUUUUUGGUGAGGCGACAAAGCGAGAAUUACCGUUUGGCAUAAUUGUACAUAUGAUUGCAUAAGCUGUCGAGGUUGGCGUAGAUAUUUUAUAUAUAUAUUAUUAUCCGAUAAUGAAUUUGCGAGUAGUAUUAAAGUAGUAAAAGUGGAAGGUAAAGUGUCCAGUUGAACUUUAGUUUCGUUUGUUGGUUUUUUUUUUUAAUCAUUAUAUUUUGUGCUAAACGCUGACGUAACACGUGACAUGUAUUUAUUGAAUAUUUUUUUUCUAAAGUUUCACGACAUUAAAGUCCAUUCAAACAUUUGUCCAUUUUAUUGGUAUUUUAAUAUGAAAUAUCGAAGAAAAAAUAUGUAUAUUCAUUCAUAAACAUACACAUAUUUAUGUAUACUUUGUCAACGAGAUUAGUGUGAAAGCGAUUGCAAACGAAUACGCUUUACCUUCAAACGACUACGUACUCUGGCUGCAACGAGAAUGAAACGAACAAAAAUAAAAGAUGAGGGGAAGAAAGAAGAAAAAAGAAAAACAUAAAAGUGGAAUAAAGACGUGUGUUUUCUCAUCCCUGUGCAUCUCAUUUACUAUAUACUUUGUUAUUCUGUUUAACGUUUAUAUCGUAAACUUCCCAUCAUAGUGGAAACAUAAGAAAGACAUAGGAUUAUGUACAGAAACACAGAUAUUACAUAUAUAUUUAGAACGUGAAUUAUUAUUACGAAAUAAUAAAGUAUAAGAGGACAAAAAAAUGUAACGCAUCGGUUAAUCUAGUUUAACGGGCUCCGAUAAUGGAAAACAAACUAUUAUUAUUUAUACGGUAUUCAAUGAUGUCAGAAAAAUUAACCGAUAGAGAGCGCGAGGCGUGCCUUAAUAUAGUUUUCUAAAAAGAUAAAAGAAGAAACAAAAAACAAACAUAAAUACGAAAUGAAAAUGUAUUAAUCUCUUUCCCGACCGCCACUUGAUCGAAUUGUAUUAAUUCUCAGCUGUGUACAUUAUUAUUAUCGUUUUAUGUACAUAGAUGCACAGACACGUCUUCAAUAACUUCAUAACAAGUUGUUUUCGUUUUGUUUUUUUUUUGUUUUUUUUUACGUACAUCGUCGCAUUAUUUAUUAAUCGAAAAUGAAACAUUUGAAAGAAUCGUCUCGAAGAAGAUUCAAAAAUAGGAGAACGUAAGUAGAAAACGAAAAACGAAAGAAAAGUUUAAAAAAACGGUUAAGGCAAGUUCAACUCAAGCUCUGGAUCAACAAACUAUUUCCAAUUAUCCAGUCGCGUUACACUCUCUAUCCAUCGACUCGAAACUACGUAUGUGAAUGUGUGUUGUUGCGCAACGAGCAAUUGUAUAGUAAAAACUAAUUUUCAUAAAUAUAAAUAUUUCGUAUACUAAAA
Messenger RNA from Venturia canescens, 4624 nucleotides. RefSeq lists its product as uncharacterized. The coding region runs from base 1925 to 3127 and encodes 400 amino acids. The record is from RefSeq and is a predicted model, not a curated record. The transcript is spliced from 3 exons. Lineage: Eukaryota; Metazoa; Arthropoda; Insecta; Hymenoptera; Ichneumonidae.